AAGCAAAUCAAAAUAAAAACAGCAACUUUCUCAAGUCCCGAGUGCGUGCCUGUGACAUCGGCAGCCAUCUGUUUAUACAAUUAUCGGUUAAGAGCGAGUCAGUGGCGCGCGCUGUUCUUCCUAAAUGACUCCUUCAUGAGCGAUAUCCAUCGGGAUACUUAUUAGUGGGCCCACAUACGUCCCCCGAUUAGUACGCAUCCUGCAUCCGAACUGUAACAACUUUCAUAAGAACUCGCAAAUUAACUUAUUACAAAUCGUAAAGUAAAUUUUGUAUGAAAUAGUUUUAGUCUAUAUAGUUUUUUCACAAUGCAGAAUUUCCUAAAUUAUCAGUGUACGGAAGAAACAUGGGAACAGCGCAUGUUCUCCGUGAGUUCGUACCAACAUGCGGAUUCUCAGCCAGCCGCGAAGCAAAGGUGUCAGGCAAAUGCGCGCGAGAGGGACCGGACGCAGAACAGCGUCAACAUAGCAUUCAACACACUGCGGCUGCUCAUCCCUACGGAACCACCGGAUAGGAAGCUCAGCAAAAUCGAGAUCCUUCGCCUCGCUGGCAGCUACAUCACACACCUCGACAAUCAACUCUAUACCGGAGACUUGGAGCAGCCCUGUUUACAGAAGAAUGACGUAAGCGAGCAAGAUAAAUCACUGUGCACUUUUUGUUGGUCGGCCGUUAAAAAAGACAAGUCACCGCAGCCAGCUUCACAUAUGAAUUACUAUAAGUCUCCACGUUAAAGUCCUGCAUUCGAGUCACAUCCUAGUCCAAUAUCUACUCAUAAGUUUCAUAUAAAUUGCAUUUAUAACUUAUUUUGUACUUAUUUACAAGCGACUAUAAGCUAACAUAAUUUAGGUAUAUUUUUAUAAGGUAUUAAAAUAUAAUUGUAAAUAAUAUUAUGUACGAAUGGCAA
Messenger RNA from Spodoptera frugiperda (fall armyworm), 902 nucleotides. Its product is annotated as transcription factor 15. The record is from RefSeq and is a predicted model, not a curated record. Gene Ontology annotation, biological process: developmental process; regulation of transcription by RNA polymerase II. Lineage: Eukaryota; Metazoa; Arthropoda; Insecta; Lepidoptera; Noctuidae. The transcript has 4 exons. Gene Ontology annotation, molecular function: DNA-binding transcription factor activity, RNA polymerase II-specific; protein dimerization activity; RNA polymerase II transcription regulatory region sequence-specific DNA binding. The coding region runs from base 307 to 729 and encodes 140 amino acids.